AUGGAGAAUCUUAGGGCAAAUAAAUCCCAUGAAAUAUUGGUGGUUUCCCUUCCACCACGUCGGGCAGAAACCCAAACGAAUGCACCGAGACCAGUCGGUGCAUUACCUCUACGCAACGUCCCAUGCAUUCAACAGAAGGCAUUCGGAGCAGGGCGGGCGGACUCCGAGCGACAUCCUUUCAUCGUUAUCGAAGCGAGCCGGAGGAAGUCGUGGACGGUGGCGAAUUCCGUCCGAAUCUUCUACGGGGGGACGAUCAGCGCUUCGAGGGAAGAUCAUUCGGGGCUGGCCAUACCCGCCCAGCUCCGAAUGAUCUUGCCUGGCCGUAACUAUGAGCGAGAUGGACAGGCGCUGUCCAUGGGCUUUCGGUCUUCCCGGGCAGUGUGCGCCUGUCGCUUCCGCCCGGAUCGGAGGUGCCAGUGUCUUCGUUGGAUCAUCGCGGGUGAGGUCGUGGAUGCCGCGGGGUCUUCGCGGGUCGAACGAGAGGUGAAGGAGGAGAGACGGGUCCUCGUGCAGAAAUGUUGUCCUUUGGACGAAGGCAGUGAACUGUUUCUGAGAAAGUGCAACGCCUGUCCCUUCGAGUGGAACCUCCCGGUUUUCAAUCAAAAUAUGAGCGAGAUUCACAAUUUGUCAAGAGUAUACCGGCGCCGAAUCGAUGACAUGGCUUCGAUUCCUUGUGGCGAUGACGGCCUGCCUCCAAAUGCGAACGACGAUCCUUGGGAGGAAUACUACAUGGUCCAAGACACAGGCUAUCUCUACGUCCCGAAUGUGAAUUCCACUAUUUCAAAUGAACUUUCCUGUUCUGAGCAUUUUCACUGGGAAAGAUCCUGGAUAAAUGUGACAAGGGUUUGUCAUCCGACGGAGAUGAUCCCAGACUGCACUGGGAAGGUUUGCGUCCAGAAGUGCUGCCACGAGACGGAAAUGUUGCACGAGUCUGAGGGUUGGUAUCAAUGCGGGCCUGGUGAAAGAAAAUGGGAUUUCAGGGAACUUCUCCGCACAUAUCUCCAUUCUGAUGACAGCGUCCACGUUUCCACAGGUUUUCCCAUUUGUCCGCGUCUCUCUGCUUUCCUCAUCCCAUUGAUGUCAGUAUUGGGCCGUAGUUUCUUUCUAACCCGGAGCGGAGGAUUGAUCCAGACUGGAAGGCACACAUUCGGUGACGAGGUCGUCCGCAUGCCCAGUUAUUGCAUCGAUGCAUGCAGGAACUGCACUUCUUCUCUGGAGCCCAUAGCCCUAAUCUGCCCUCCGAUUCGGAUGGUUUCCCUGGACCUUCCUCCAUUCCCAACCAAGAUCAUGCUAAUGCUAGUGUCUGCCUUGGUCUUGUUCGUUACUUUUCUCCUAAGUUGCCAUUCCCUGAAACGGAAAAAGCUUUCUGGAGGGACUCGUCUUUUCUACCUCACCUGUCUCCUGCUUUCUUACAUUUUCUUAUGUGCCGCGGAAAUUUGCCUCUCCUUUGGCGUGUGCAAUGCCUUCUGCCCUGCAUCUGUGCUGGCUUACCACUACGGGUUCAUGUGCGUAUUCGCCUGGCUCAGUGCCAUGAGCUAUGAUAUCUGGCGGAACGUGAAUUACCUGAGGAUGGAUUCGCAAGACAGAAGCAAAAAGAAGCUGAUUUACUACAGCUUGUUUGCAUUCGGGGUCCCGGCGUGCAUUUUCGCUAUGGCCUACGUAGUGGAAGUCGCUCCGGGCAUCCCACCUCUCUCCAUGAGGCUGGGGUUAAAGUCUCUCACGACAAAUGAAUAUUGCAGGUUCCCUGAUCCUGUUGGCGUGAAGCUUUUUUUGGACUUGCCGUUCGUCUUGCUGCUGGUGGCUGAUGCAAUUUUCUUCGUGCGCACGAGUCGUUUCUUCGCUCGCCAUUCCAAGGACACUGCUGAUCUUCGUCGAAACCAGAAGCAUGAACGGAAGUUUUGGAUGUACGCAAAGUUGUUCGUGCUGAUGGGCGGGAACUGGGUCAUCAUGGUCAUAAUCGAUUCGGUCAGGCGAGCGAAGCUGGAUCUCUCCGAAAACGCGAAAUUCGCGUUGAUGUGCCUCCAUCACACUCUGCUGAACCUGCAGACCGUCUUCGUCUUCUUCAUCUUCGCGUGCAGCGGAGACGCCGCGCGACGAAGGAUGAAGAAUGCGUGGGCGUGGCUACGCGGGUGUCCCCGCGUGGGAGGGACUCCCGGGUCGUCCACAGCAUCCUCCAACGUGGAGAAGCAGUUGGGGAACGUCGAAGCGGACCCCAGGGUGUCAUAGGCGAUGACUUGAGGG
Molecule: messenger RNA, 2241 nt
Organism: Darwinula stevensoni
Lineage: Eukaryota; Metazoa; Arthropoda; Ostracoda; Podocopida; Darwinulidae
Source: the annotation of a GenBank genome assembly